Molecule: messenger RNA, 5643 nt
Organism: Sceloporus undulatus (fence lizard)
Lineage: Eukaryota; Metazoa; Chordata; Lepidosauria; Squamata; Phrynosomatidae
Gene: CLIP4
Product: CAP-Gly domain containing linker protein family member 4
Biological process (GO): cytoplasmic microtubule organization
Cellular component (GO): cytoplasm; microtubule plus-end; nucleus
Molecular function (GO): microtubule plus-end binding
Source: RefSeq, a predicted model, not a curated record
UUUCUCUCAGCGCCUGGGCGGCACCUGAAAGUAGGGGAGCGGCGCUUCUGGGCCUCCCUUCUCCCUCCAGUCAGGGAGCCUCUUUUUGGCGGAGAGGGCAGGUAGAUUUUUAGAAGAUGACCAUAGAGGAUCUUCCUGACCCUCCCACAGAAGGAGACUCAUUAACUACACGAUACCAGUAUUUUAUUCCUGGCUCUGAAGAUCCAGUUACCUAUUCCAUCUCUGCAGCACCAAUGCCUUCUGAAUGUGAUUUCUCCUUUUUUGAUCCUAAUGAUGCAGCAUGCCAGGAAAUUCUUUUCAACCCUGAAACAUCUGUCUCAGAGCUAUUUGCCAUUUUAAGACAGUGGGUCCCCCAAGUUCAGCAGAACAUUGAUGUCAUUGGGAAUGAGAUUAUCAAGAGAGGCUGCAACGUGAAUGAUCGAGAUGGCUUGACUGAUAUGACUCUCUUGCAUUAUACAUGCAAGUCAGGAGCUCAUGGCAUUGGAGAUGUGGAGACUGCUGCCAAAUUUGCCUCUCAGCUGAUUGAUUUGGGUGCUGAUAUCAAUUUGAGGAGCCGUUGGACAAACAUGAAUGCUUUGCACUAUGCUGCGUACUUUGAUGUUCCAGAACUCAUUACAGUCAUCUUGAAAAAUUCAAAGCCAAAAGAUGUGGAUGCCACAUGCAGUGACUUUGAUUUUGGAACAGCCUUGCAUAUCGCUGCCUUCAAUUUGUGCACGGGAGCAGUAAAGCGUUUGUUGGAACAUGGUGCCAACCCUGCCUUUCGGAAUGACAAAGGGCAGACUCCAGCAGAUGUGGUUCCUGACCCGAUAGACAUGCCACUGGAGAUGGCAGAUGCAGCAGCAAGUGCUAAAGAGAUCAAGCAGAUGCUGUUAGAUGCAGUGCCGCUGUCCUGUGAUAUUUCCAAGGCUAUGCUUCCCAAUUUUGAUAAUGUCACUGGCAAAGACAUGCUAGGAACCCUUGGUCUGAAACUGGGAGAUCAAGUUGUCAUUGCAGGACAGAAGGUUGGCACAUUACGGUUUUGUGGCACAACUGAAUUUGCCAGUGGACAAUGGGCUGGCAUAGAAUUGGAUGAACCUGAAGGGAAAAACAAUGGAAGUGUUGCGAAAGUGCAGUACUUCAAGUGUGCUCCAAAACAUGGUAUCUUUGCACCUCUCUCUAAAAUAAGUAAAGUUUCAGAACGGAAAAAGAGCACAAGAGUUUCUUCCUCACGUCCUUUGCCUUUAGUCAAGUCUAAAAAAAUUGAUAUAACACGCAUAACUUCCAAAGUGAAUUCUGGAUUAUCUGCACUGAAAAAGGAGAGUACAUCUGAUUCCACAUUUCUGGGCAAUGAAAGAGGAACGAAAAGUCCACCAGGUAAAGAAGGGGGAAAUCACACUUUUCCAUCUGCAAGAAAAAAUACAUUUGAUGAGGGAGAAAUUCAGAUUGGAGACAGAGUGCUUGUGGUAGGACAGAGAUCUGGAAUAGUUAGAUUCUAUGGGACAACCAAGUUUGCACCAGGCUUUUGGUGCGGAAUAGAAUUGGACAAACCUCAUGGCAAGAAUGAUGGUUCAGUUGCAGGGGUGCAGUAUUUCAGCUGCCCCCCAAGAUAUGGUGUUUUUGCACCACCAUCCAGAGUACAGAGGCUAACAGGAUCACUAGACUCACUCACAGAUGUUUCAUCAAGUAAAAUGAGCCACUCUUUGCCUGGUUUCCGACGAAGCUUCAGUACAACAUCUGCAUCUUCUCAAAAAGAGAUAAACAGGAGAAAUUCCUUUGUCAAGCAAAAAAAUUCUGUGCUGCGGCGCAGUUGGAGCAACACUACUACAAUGAUCACCGAGGGCCCUGUGAAGCUCCGUGAGGGUUCUCAGGUCCUUUUGACUAGCUCCAGUGAAAUGGGCACAAUUCGCUACAUUGGGCCCACUGACUUUGCCCCAGGGAUAUGGCUUGGCCUGGAACUGAGGAGCGCCAAAGGCAAGAAUGAUGGUUCUGUGGGUGACAAACGGUAUUUCACUUGCAAGCCAAGUCACGGAGUCCUUGUGCGGCCAAGCAGAGUAACCUAUCGUGGGAUUAAUGGGAUGAAACUUGUGGAUGACAUCUAUUGAAAGAAAACACUCUGGCCUGAGAUGAAGAGUGUCCAAAAUAAAGUGCACAAAGGAAUCCUGCCAUCUACCUGCAUGACACUCUGUCUUAUUCAGAGUCCUGAAACUGCACUUCACUAUCAUGUACACAAUGCUAGCCAGAUUGGAAGUGUGUUAAUGACUCUGAGGAAAGAAAUUGUAAUAGCUUCUCCUACAGAGCAAACCCUUCCAUGAGUGCCUCAUGUUUAAAAUGUAUCUUGGGGCAGAACUAUCACAUUAUUUGAAUCACUGACUCUUUUUCUAUUUGGCUCCAUUUUGACAUGCUUUGCCACUUUACAAAUGAGCUUUUCAGUCCAGGUUCUAAUGAAGCUGUAAUAUGACUUGAGAUCACAAAGGUUGUUAAACAAAGCAGUCAGAUUUGUCAACUCAUGCAAUUGUCUUUGCCUUCUGUAGGGAAAAAUAGCAAUAAGAAAGGAGGAAAGUGACAGUAUUUAGGGGAGAAGAGUUGAGGAACUGCAAGCUUAUUAUUCAGAUCCAAAGCUCUCCCAAAGCACAAAUAACUAGCUGAAAAAGGGUCUGAAGAGAAAAAUGCACUCUUUCAAUGCUAUAUAGAAAAGCAGACUGAAUAAAGAGUGAGGCUGGAGUGCAGGAAGCUAAUAAUAGAGCACAAAUAUUUUCAGGGUUGUAUUAGAAGCACUUUUAAAAUGGUAUGCAUGUAUAUAUCUACAUAUGUGUGUGGAGGUGUUUUUUUUAAAAGCAGCAUGCCAGAAGCACUUUCAAGAAAUAUUGUUGGAACAAAUACUAUGCACUUUUAUUUCUCUGUGGAGAUUUUCCCUAGUGUUUGAAAGAAAUGGCUUUUGCUAGUUGAGGCUGUAGGCCCAUGGCCCUCUAGCAUUCUCUUCCAAUAGCUUUCUGCAAGCUGUCUCUUUGCAAGGUCAGCCUAUGGUCAGGGGGGAGUUCACCUGCUAAGAUUACUUAUGCAUGUGUAUCCCCUCCUUCUCCUCCUUCAGAAUACAUGUAUACUCCUGGCAUGGGAAUGGAAGCAGGAUUGUCUCUACUGUUUGGCUUGUGGAAACAGAAGCCAUUGCCAAUCAUGGCUGCCUUAUGUGAGGAAAUGUUGCCAGAAACCUAUGUAUGGUUGCAGUUAUGCUGCAGCUGUAAGUUUUACUUCCACCUCACAGGUUUAAGGCUGAGCUGGGCCUCUAGCCUGAGCCAUGUGUCAAGCCAGCCACAGAGUAAGGUGGAGAUUAGGCCAUAUGGCAAUUGACCACUUGCCAGUGUGGGGUCAAAAUUAAAAUAGCCCUAUAUUUUGGUGCUUGCAUCCCAUUUACCAUUUAGUCUUUGAUGUUAUAUACAAUGUGCAACAAAAAUUCUUUAUUACUGUAGGCACAUCUUUAGAAGAGGUUAUUUGCAGCCUUGCUAUUUUUCUAUAAUUACUACGGUGUUGCGAGAUGCAUGACUUAAUGGUGUGUGUGUAUGUAUGUGUGUUUUAAAGAACAGCAUUUAAAGUUUCAGUUGAUAUGAAAGAUACCAUAAGUUUGAUAUAUUUUCAUUCUUACAUGUAUUCAGAUAAUUUAAAAGCCACAGAAGUGGCAAAUUGAAUUGAAAAUGAGGUGUUUUGUCAAAGUACACUUAGCAGCAGAAUAAAUUAAAAUUGCAGUAGUCUCUGUUUUAGAUUAGAUCUUAAUUUGUUAUAAAGUUGUGUAUUUGCAGAAUUGAAGAAACAUUUUUUUUCCUUCUGUACAUUAAACAUGAAAAAGCUACAGUAUUCCCUUCUACCUAAUGGAUAUUUUAAACUAAGGGUAACAGCUGUAAAUUGUGACUAUAAGUUUGCCUUUAGUUAUAAGCCACUGAAAAACUACUGACAUAUAUUUGAGGGUGCAGAUGUACCUUGAUGCACUGAAUUUUGCAUUGUCAAAUAUCUGAUACCUUGAUGUUUAAAUUUUUAUCUUGUGACAAGACUGCUAUUGUCUGACUUUAAUGAUGCUUUUAAGAAAAUUGAGCUAUCACAGGGUAUCCUUUUGAAUCACUUUUAAUGCCAACUUGAUUAUGUAUUUAGGAUAGAGAGCAAUAAUCCUUAUAUAAUAAAGCAGAUGUUUUAAAUACAUUUUUAUGUGUAUAAGAUAUUGAUGUACUCUGUAGACUUGUCAGUCUUGAGCAUAAAAAUGUUUAUGCACUCCUAAUAUGUUUGCCAGCUUGUUUCUUUCUUUCAUCCUUCUCUGUAUCUCUGAGUAAUGAGGCUUCCAGGGUAAAGCUUGUUAACAUUAAAGGAUAGAAAUCUCUUGGUAUGUUUGGAUGCAGUAGCUAAACAAAGUUGCAUUAAAAUGUAAUGAUAAACUAGGGAACUGUAGGAUCCCUGCCUGACUGGGUAUGAGCAGUGUGAGUACUUGUUGCCCAGUCACUCCCACUUACAGCCAAGAGUGGCUAAACAAACUUUAGUGCUUUGUUUUAUGGUUUCUUUAUCAUACCAUCAGAAUAUAAUAGCAGAUGACAUAUUGGCUUGCUUCUCUCCCAACAAAGGAGAGCAAAAGUUCAUGGUUUAUAUCUCUCUCAGCAAGCUAGGGAAAGAUGUGGUUUACUUCAGAGAGGGUUACAAGUCAAAGUAAGUGGCUGCUGCCAUGUUCAGGUGACACUAUAAACAAACUUCCAUCAUGAGUUUCAACACUUACUCUGCAAGUAGCAGCAGUUGGGCAGUUUGCAGUAGCUUGCUGCAGGAUCCUGGCUUAUAUCUGAAUGAAACUGAUAGAAAAAGCAGUUACCCAAACAUGGAUAUAGGUGGAUAUUGAUUUCCUCACAAUGUAUAUUAAGAAUGAUGAAAAUAGGGGCAGCCAAUUCCAUAUGGAAUCAUUGACGACCAGGAGGACACAUUCCAGUGGAGCCAAAGUAGUCACAAAGUUAGCAAUCAUACUCAUCCACCACCACUUUUAAAGAGGGUUAAAAGCAUGAAACGUUAGAGCUUACCUUUUCCAAGUUAGGUGCUUUCCAGAAGGGGCAGCAACUGUUUAUCCCCAGGGGGUUCAGCUGGAGUGAACUGGCUUGCCAUUAAGUAACAACUUUAGACAUACAAAACAAAUGUUAAGACCUGUGGUCUUCUUUUCUGCCUUCUCUGGAAAUCUUCCCUGAAGAGGAGAGAGAGAGAAGGGGGGGGGGGAACACAUCUGCUGUGUCUUUUGCAGCAGGUUCAGAGAGCAUAAAAUGAGAAGAGGCGUCUGCUCCCUGUCCACCUUUGUCUGCAUUUGCUUUCUUCCCCUCCCCAUUCCCCCAGCCUAGGCAAAUGAAAACCAGUCCAGUUACCUUUUCUUUCUACUAAAAACCCCAUGCCAAGACUCCAGACACCCUUGUUUUCUUACUUUAUUCUCUUUCUUCUUUUUCCUGCCUUGUUCAGCUUAUGGGAGAGCUGUGCAUUGUGGGUGAGAUUUUUCAUGUGUUUUAUUUCCAGAAAAAUAUGAAUGUUAUAAACUGGAACACUGCAAAUCAAGACUCACCUGUAUGCAUAUCUAGUAUUCACAUGAUAUUACUGCCUUUUGUUAUGUUUUGCUUUACUAUCUUUAUGCAUGUCCAAAAAGAUUAAAUUUUUGUCACUAUU